Messenger RNA from Trichoplusia ni (cabbage looper), 4449 nucleotides. RefSeq names its product breast cancer type 1 susceptibility protein-like. Gene Ontology annotation, cellular component: plasma membrane; BRCA1-A complex; BRCA1-BARD1 complex. Gene Ontology annotation, biological process: positive regulation of transcription by RNA polymerase II; negative regulation of fatty acid biosynthetic process; double-strand break repair via homologous recombination. NCBI's taxonomy places the organism in Eukaryota, Metazoa, Arthropoda, Insecta, Lepidoptera, Noctuidae. The record is from RefSeq and is a predicted model, not a curated record. The transcript is spliced from 9 exons. Bases 302 to 3940 code for a protein of 1212 amino acids. Gene Ontology annotation, molecular function: ubiquitin-protein transferase activity.
ACAUUGACAAAGGCGGGAAAAAAAUAAAGAAUAUUGAAUUGAAUGUCAGUAUCAAAGCUUUCUAUUUACAUUUCUAUUUCUAUCUUUGGAAUAGGGAUAAAAUAAAGAUAGUUUGUGAUUAUGUUACCUAAUUUGUUGUGAAUUUAUUUAAAGUUAAGUGGCUAUUACUCACUAUCAUUUGCGUACAUAUGUGCAUAAUUAACAGCGAGACGUAGAUAGCUUGCAAAUCAGGUUAAAUAAUAAACAUUAUGUUUAAAAUCUACACGGACCCUAACUUUUAAUUUUCUGCAAGACAAGAAAAAUGAAUGUCAAAGAAUUUGAUUUGGUAAAAACGUUAACAUCACAACAAAUCGACCAAGUAACUUGUUUGGAAUGUUGCAAAUAUUAUGUGGCACCAGCAACUGCCGCUUGUGGCCACACAUUAUGUCUUACUUGUUGGCGAGGACGUCGAACAUGUCCAACAUGUUCACACCAAUUCGACCGCAAAUCAUUGAAGCUUAAUGUGCCACUUCAAUCUCUUAAAGAUCAUGUCCAAGUACUCGGAGAGGCAUUUGAAAAACUCACCAAAACAAAUAUAUUUAGCCUUCAAAACACACCUGAUGAAAUGGAAAUAGAACAAGAUCCUGUUAAAAAUGUUAAAGAUUGGUUAACUAGUUCUCAAAAUCAUUUUUCAGCACCUAUCCAGAGUUCUGAAACAUUUUCACAGGAUCUACAACAACCAUCCAAUCCUAUGGAGGUGUCAGCCAGUAAUAUUAUUAUUCACACUGAAUCUAAGAAAGUUGAUGCCCCUCCUAAAGUUAUUUAUGUCCCACCACCUCAAGAUGAUUGGGACAAAAUAGAGCCUAUUGCUGACACAGAAGAAUUUCCUAAAAAAAGAAGCAAUAUUGCAGGUCCUAUGGAUAUAGAACCAUUUUAUUUAGAAGACACUGAAUAUACAACAAAUAAUCCACGCCGAAGUUCUCGAAAAAGAGAGAAAAAUGAUGAUUCCACUACAAAAGACCUUUCUUCUAAUGUCCAUAGUUCUAGAGAUUCCAGUGGUGACAAUGAUAAAAAGUCACAAAAGACUAAACAAACUUGGAAUAGUGUAAAAAGGAUGAGAAAGGAAUUUAGUAAGUUGAAUAAAAAAAAUCGCAACAAACUCAAUGUGUCUAUUGAGAUGGUUAAGAAGACACAGAACUUGAAGCCAAUUACAAGCACCCCAGUUGCUUCUCAACCUGUAAUUAGUAUAGAUGAUAACACUCCACAAAUUAAAAGCACUGAAGACAAAGCCAUGGAUAAUAAAUCAGAACCUGCAGAGCAAGAACUAAUUAACAUCAAUACCAAUGUACUUCCUGCACAAAAGGAGACUGUUUCUGAAAACUCUGUAGAUGUAGCAAAGGAGUCUCAGACUAUUUUACCUUCAAAUGACAUUAUUUUUGAAACAGGUAAAAGUAAAGUAAAUACUCAAAGGAUUGAACACCAUGACAAUAAAAAUCAAGAAGAUAAUGAUCAACCAAAGCAAACAAAAAUGGCUUUUAUCAAAAAAAGUGCACUAAACCCUACCAAAAUAAACAAUACCAAUAUUAUAAAUCACAAUUAUGUGAAAGAACCAACAACUUCUGAAAAUAAUGAUGAUAUAGAAAUUUCUAUUAAAGUAGGCAACACAAUCACUAAUAUAGUUAUAAAGAAGAAGCACAAUGAUGUCCAGGUUAAAGUGAACACAGACCAGGAAGUACAAACAUCUUUAGGGCCUCAUAAUUUGAAUCAAAAUAAUGAAAUUUCGGUAAAAGAUCCAACUACACAUAAUGUAGACAUAAAUAUCGGAAGUAUAGGCAAAAAAUAUAAGGAACCAGUAGUUAGUGUACUUACAUAUCAAAAUCUGCAACCAACAGAUUCUAACGUAGAAAAAUCAACAUCAGGCAAGAAAAAUACUGCAUCAGCGGACACAGCAACAGCCCAAUUCGAAAUAACAGAAAGUGUUGAAAAAGAACUGUCUAAUAUAAUGGAGUGUGACGAAAUUCAAAACAAAAUAGAAAAACCUAUUAACUUACCCAGUGCCAUACAACAAAACAUUGAAGAACAAAAUGUUAAUACAAAGAUUCAAGAGCAGGUUGAAAAUGUUGAAGAUUUGAAUGAUCUAGAUAUAUUUAAUAGUGGAUCAGUCAAGGAAGGCAAUGUUCAUGUGUUAAGUGCACACGCACCUUCCGAAAUAUUAAUUUCCACUGCUCAAAGUAGAGGAAGAACUCAAAAAACUGUUGAAAAACGUAACAGGGAUGAUAAUGAUGACAUUUUACCUAAAAAUAAGAAAGCGAAAAUGACCCAAAACAAGUCUAAUCUUAAAGAAAAAGAAACACAACUAGACAGUGACUCUAUAACUUAUGAUGCUUUAAUGGGUCAAGUGUUUGCAAAUAUAGAUGCUGAUAUUGAAGACAUCAGACAAACCCAAGAGCAGGAAACAGUUGUUGUCUUAAAAGAGGAUACAAGAGAAAAACAAGAUCAGAACACAAGUAGAAAUACUAAAAAACUGUCGCAAAUUAAAAAGACACAAACAUUGAAAACCGCCCAAGAUAACACUAACACUCAAGUAACACAGAAAGUAAAUGAAUAUUAUAAUGAGAAGCACAGUGAAAAUGUUUUUUCGAUUUUGGAAAAGGAAGAUGAAGUCUCACAAAUUGCUAAAACAGAUAAAGUAGCACCGCAACCCGAAGAAUUCUUGACACCAGUUAUAUGUCGACUGGAUUCGUCCCAGGAAAGUGUGGGCAACAAACAAAACAAAAAGUCGCAGGAUUAUGAUGAUUCAGAUCGAAGUGUUGUUGAAGAAACUCCACAAAAAAAUUUAUCAUUCCCUAAACUCAAACGAGCAAGUACAUCAAAUCUAUCGCAAAUAAAUUUAAGCGAUAGCAAAAAGGCUUCUUUACGAAGAUCAACAUCAAAUGCGAAAAGCGUUAUUAAUUUAACAGAUACGGUUACAGAUACCAAUAAAACUAGUGGAGAAGUAACGGUCAUUGAUACUGAAGUUCGGAAAGUAGCUUUGGAAACUCCCCUUACUAUAACGAAGUUUGCUGAUCAAAUAAAACACAAAUCUACGCCGAUGGCGAGAAAGUCCCUUAAUUUUAAUAAUGAAAAUGAUGAUGACCCAGAACAGACUUUAUGUCCUACCUCAGAAAUAGCGAAAACAACGCAAGAGAGGGAGUUUAUGAGUAAAGCAUUUGAGAGAACGCCUUCUACGCCAGCCGCGAGACCUUUAAAAGCUAGGAACGUAGGGUUAAAUUCGAACAGAAUGUUUUGCUUGGCUGGCUCCUGCUUAACAUCCACUGAACUAGCACAAGUAAAGAGUCUUUGUUAUGAACAGAAAUGGACGUAUGUCGAGAAAUAUACGAAAAAUAUUACGCAUUUAAUUGUAGGUGUUGAUGAAGAGAAAAAGUCGCAAAGAUCCGUUAAGUACAUGUGUGCAUUAGCAGCUUCUAAAUGGAUUGUCGCUUUUGAUUGGGUGAAGAUAUGUUUACAGAAAAAGGAAGUCGUCAAUGAGGAAUUCUUCGAAGCCUUAGACAGUACAGGUGAACCAGGACCGAGACGCUCUCGCAUCGCGAAGAAGAAGCUUUUCGAAGGCAUCUCAUUUUACUGCAUGCCUCCGUUUAGUGUACUUGAUCUUGAAACACUCAAGAACAUGUUAGUAGCUGCUGGCGGGCGAGUGGUCAAUGAGGCGAGGGCUGUCAAAAUAACGCCAGACAAUGCCCACCCUGCUCUGUUACUGGCUGAACCCGAACACACGCAGGAAGAUCGCUUUAUAUACCUCGCUAUGGAACAGAGUAUAGUGCCAGUUAACUACGAAUGGGUCUUAAACUGUCUAGGAAAUUACACUUUAGGAUCCAUACAUGAACUUCUACUAUGUCCUUCGUCGCUAUUACCAGCAGCCACUGCCAGAUGGCCUGAGGUUUUACUCAGCCAAGAUUAUGAUUAAAAGAAUACACUUCUACUACCUCAACCGAACGAACUACCUGACAGGGUAAUACAGGGCUUGAUGUGCCUUAUUACGAACUCACAGUUACUGAUUAGUGUCUAUGAUUAUGCAAUUAUGCUACUUGCGUUCUAGUAUAGUGCAAGGACAGGUGAGAAACUAAAAUGCCAUUGGGAUUUGAUUCGUUCGUAUAUCUGUUUCUGAGUAUUCACAUGAAUAGACUAAGUCCUUUUACGUUUCAAGUGAAACGAAAUUUUUUAGUUAAAAGUCAGGCACUAUACUAGUAUGGCACAACGAAAAUAUUGAAUAUCGUAUGUUGAAAUUAUAUAAAAAUGUUGCGUUAAUGAUGUUUAAAAUCUAUUUUUCAAUUAUUUUAUUGUAUGUAAUUUUAGUGUGACCCAGUAAUAUCUAGUAAUAAUAAUUGAAAAUUACACUGACAUUGUUAAAUGAGUUUUUACGAUUCAAUUACUCUUGUAAUAAGGUAUUAAAUAUAAUGUUUAUACGUCAGAAUA